Molecule: messenger RNA, 4032 nt
Organism: Fopius arisanus
Lineage: Eukaryota; Metazoa; Arthropoda; Insecta; Hymenoptera; Braconidae
Exons: 4
Coding region: 591-2810 (739 amino acids)
Biological process (GO): cell-cell signaling; positive regulation of cytosolic calcium ion concentration; phospholipase C-activating G protein-coupled receptor signaling pathway
Cellular component (GO): plasma membrane
Molecular function (GO): alpha1-adrenergic receptor activity
Source: RefSeq, a predicted model, not a curated record
GUUCUGUUAGUCUGUCCACAGACGCGCUAUCGUACGCACGUUGGAGACGCUGAUUCAGCUGCAGUUUACAUGCGUGAUAUAGGCAGUUAGAUUCACUCCACAAGUUGCUAUUAUUAAUUAAAAUUAUACCCUAAACGAAAUUUCACUCAUCAUUUUACCCAAUUGUCUUCAUAACUAUUUCCUUAUUUCCACAUUUCCCCAUUUUCCUGUGUGAUGAUGAUUUAAUUCGUUGAUUUAAAAAAAAAUGUGCGUUUGCUCCGGAGUACUUGUCAAAUUGACAGAUUAACCCAACGUGUCUCAAUAUCGUACAUUCGGUGUGAAAAAGUGAAGGCGUCGAAAUAUAAAGGCACAGUGGAAUCACUCUCUGAAUAGACAAGUUUUUGACUGUGGAUUAUAAUUGACAUUUACUGCUGAUUCCUGAAUGCACAUCUACACAAAGAAGGGAAAAAAAUCCGGAGAAUGGAUAAGGAAGAGAGUUGCUCUAUUCCUAGGAAUAAUAUGAUACGAGGGAGAAUUUAUGCUUAAGUGGAUAUAAUUACUCGUGUACUCAAUUCCAACCAUUUUUACGGAUUGGAUCGCAUAAUUUAUGAAUGGAUGGAGGAAAGACGGUAUAUAUUGGAGGACGAAAGAAGAUCGAAGAUCUGGAACGUUUGGAAGACUGGCAGAGUACAUCUGGAAUAGCAUUAUGGAGUUUGAUACUCCUUGGGGGCCUCAUCCUGAAUUCCACCCUGUUGUUGGCUUUCCUGAAGCGACCGGGUCUUCGGACAAUAUCCAACAGAUUUGUGAUGAAUUUGACAAUCUCGAAUGUCAUCACUUGUUGCGUUUUAAAUAUUUUGCUGAUGCUGGAUGGACCGGUUUCACAUUCCAAGCCGUGCAUGUGCGCUGUUGCAGAAGGUGCAACAGCUCUCGUGACAACCUCAUCAGUAUUCUCAGUGCUGCUAAUUGCUUUGGAUCAAUACUUGGCGGUAGUCGACCCUCUGCGCUAUCGCACACGUAUCGAUACCUUGAAAUGUGGAAUCCUAGUGGCUUCAGUCUGGAUAAUAUCAUUGACAUUGAGUCUAAUAGCAGCACUAAAUCCAAAUCCAAAAAGUAUCUGGCUAACGUGUCAGCCUUCAGUUAAUUCAGUCGCUCUGAAUUCGAGUGAAAAAAUUGACGAAACCCGUAGCAUUGAUCAACAGAUAAACGUUGACGAAUCAAAUAUUUCCAUGACAUAUGGCCUUAUUUACACACUAGCAUUCAGUCUAUUUGGUUAUUUAUUACCGUUCGUUGGGGUUUGUUGGAUUUAUAUACGAAUAUAUACGGCAGCGCACAACAAUUCAAAAAGAACUCGACGAACUGGUUCCCGGCCAAUAUUGUCAACGGGAAGUUUCAGCGAUGAGUACUAUCCAGUACGUCAGGAUCUAUCGCACGAAGAUUUCCGUAGAAUAACAAAAAUAUCGAGUCUCUCGUCUAUCGAUGAAAGUACGGAGAGCUCACCUAGUCACAUACCGAGACGUUUCUCUGAAUUUGGUAACCAUCCGUCACCCAUUCAGGAGGAACCAUCGACAGUCAUAUUCACUGUUGGCUCUAAAAAAGUUGACGUUACAGGUCGUCAGUCGAAUGAUGAUGAUACCAAAGAACCCAACAGGAGAGUUCCCAUUUCCGUAUUGAGAGCGCAAUUUUUAAACAAGAGAAAUGAUGAGAAUACUGACGAGUCUCUUGUGAAGAGCAAAUUUCAAGAUGGGCCUGAGCAACAGCGUAAAUCAUCUCAUGAUCUCAUGUGCGAAGAAAUUAUGAAGAGGGAUUUAGAGAUGUUUAGGUUGGGGCAUUUUAAUGCACAGAGUGACAGCAGUGAUGGUGAUUAUGAGGAGGAUGAGGAACGUGGAGUUAUUUUUGAGAAUAUUCUCGAUGUGAAAGGGAGUACGCCACGUGUUCAAGACGAGAAUCUUAUUGAAGGCAAUUCGCCAAACGUCCAUCAUUCUUCAUUGAUAAAGAACAAUGACUCUAUGAAUAUUCAAACAGCCGCUCAGAAAAAUGUUAAAAAUACGACAUCAUUACCGGCAUGUGAUCCACGUCAAAUCUCCAAGAAUAAAUCUCAACCGGUGAAUGUUAAACAGAGAGAUGACAGCAUUCACGAGGAUCAGGCGUAUUCGAAACUUUCGUUGGGGAAUUUAGAGGCGAAUUGCAUCGUCAAUCCCACGCCAAUCGUGACAAUUACUCCUCCUCACCGGCCAUCUUUGCAUCGUGUCUCCAGUACAAAAAGUACAAGCAGUUACAUCAACUCCUUGAAGUACAGAAUAAGCAAUGGCUCAUUAUUCAAGUACAGAGAAGAAACAAGAGCAGCUAGAGUGAGUGCUUUUGUGAUUGUCAUGAGUCUUAUCUGUUGGACUCCCUAUUUUAUUGUCUUGAUAUUGAAAAACUUGCCAUGCUAUUUGGUUGAUUAUGUACCACAUGAAAUCGACAUUGUAGCUAUUAAUCUUUUCAUUUCAACGGCUUACAUCAGUCCCAUGCUUUUUGGAUAUCGAUCCAAAAGAGUUAAGAGAGAACUGCAGAAAUUAUUCUGCUUCAGGCGAGAGCUGUCUUAUCAGAAUAAUCGCUCGUUGAUGGCUAAGAAGGUUUUGAAGAGAAGACACAGUGGGAAUCUAUCCAAUUUCGAAGUCGAUAAUAAAUGCAAUAUAUUUCAUUGUGUUUAUGGAAAAAACAAAUGGCCAAAGGAGAAAGUACAGUUCAUACAGGUACCAGAGACGGCUCUCAUUGUUGAGACCUGCAGGAGCAGUUUUUCAAGUGGUGCUAGUACGCAAGUGUCGAGUACUUCUACUGAUGAUUGCUGAGAAAUUUCAUUUAAGCCAAUGAAUUGCAGCCCGGAGGUGAACUAUUUUUAAAUAAUCUGUACCCAUCUGUUUCGGCUUCAGUUUAUUCAGCAGUUCGACUCUCUGAUUGCAUGUCUUCCGAAUGUUAGAGAAAUCUUUGGAAGAUGAAAUAGUUUAAUUGUGUAAUGCUCUCAAUCAGAAUUUCAUGAACAAAGAUUAUCUCACUCUCAAGAUACAGCAAUAGUAUUAAAUCGAUGACUACUCUCAACACUAGUCUUAUCUAUGACAAAUCUUUAAUUAUCGCCAUUCUUUCAUUUUUAUAUCUGUAAAAAUAAGAUGAAUAUGAAUAGUGUGUGUUUAUUAUUAGCGAACAUUAUUUUUAAUCGUCACCAAUGAAUACAUUAAAUUAUAAAAUAUGUCGUCAAUGAAGGCAGGGGAUGUAAAUAUUUUUGCUAAUGCUCUUCCGAAUUCAACUUAUUUUUAUUCAUUCUGUACAUGAUCAUAUUUACAUACAGUAGACUCCCGUUACAGCCGCGUGCAUAGGAAUGUAGCAAAAACUAAUUCGGAGAGUUCAAUUAUAUAAUACGAGAAAUUUAUUUUUCGGCUUUGUUUUGCCCGGAAUUUAAUUCCUCACCGGAUGAUACAAUUGAUUGUUUACAUGACCCGGAUUCGAAUCGUAGCUGGGACUAUCGGCAUUUUUUUCUCUCGAAAUUCUCGCUUUAUUUGAAUUUUCGGAGUGUAGAGUGGGAAAACCGAUACGUGAACGAAGGAAUUGAGAAAUGUUGCGACUGUGAGGGAUUCUACUGUAGUCUAAUGGAAAUCAAGAUCUCAGGAUUUGUCUCUCAUCUUCCAAGUGUCUUUGUAUAUUACAAAUUCAAUAUCCGGGUUAUUUAUAUUAAAUAACAUGUAAAUAUUGCGAGAAAAGAGCAGACAGGUAGAUUUGAAAACAUGAAUAGAUAGCGAUAUGAAUUUUUGGCAUCCACUGUGCCAAAGUUUUUUGUACUAUCAACAAUCGUCAGAUGAAAAAGGGUUUUAUGGUCACCAGCAUCAAUCUGUACUCACAUUAUAAUUAUAACAAUUAUUAUAAUUCCUCCAACAAUUGCAUUUGGGAAAUGGUUGAAUUAUCGGAUGUAAUUCAUUGUUUUAUCAAAUUAUAAACAUCAAGUACAGCUCGAUGCAACUUGUCCCAUGAUCAUCUGACUGAUCGUUAUCUUCCGACGAAUAAAUUUUGAUUUUCGAUACA